Sphaeroforma arctica JP610 is the source of this 966-nucleotide messenger RNA. RefSeq lists its product as hypothetical. The record is from RefSeq and is a predicted model, not a curated record. Gene Ontology annotation, biological process: protein peptidyl-prolyl isomerization. Bases 1 to 966 code for a protein of 321 amino acids. The transcript is spliced from 5 exons. Lineage: Eukaryota; Ichthyosporea; Ichthyophonida. Gene Ontology annotation, molecular function: peptidyl-prolyl cis-trans isomerase activity.
AUGUUUUCGAAGUAUUCUGUUGUGACCUAUUUCUACCAGCAUGCACACUUGCUACCUUCCCAAUCCGCAUGGCUGAAACGGAACUAUGCGGUUGUUACCUACAGCGCCGCUGCGGCCAAUGUCAAUCACAACCCCAACAAAGUGAACGCAGUCAUGGAUGAGCAACAGGCGAACAAUGAUGUUGAGGGCGAUGACGAAGACCAAGCGGACGUAGCUGACGAAGAAAACGAUGACGACGCAGACGCACAGGAAGACAAUGAUGGAAAGCAAAACGAACCAGAUGAACCAGAGGAUGUGGACAACGGGCCUGAUUUGGAGGCGCUAAUUGCCGCACAUCUGGAGUCGGAUGGCAUGGCAUCGAAUGGCGUGAAGGCGGUCUCUGACUUUAUCCACAAGACGUAUAGUGAUGUGGACGUCGAUUACUUUGAGGGAGAUAGGUGGAAAACUAGAUUGCAGAAGCCGCAGGAUGUGGCAUUCAGCUCGCCUGUCAACAUAUUUUGGAAUGUGAAGACAAACAUGGGCGCUUUGAAGUUCCAGCUCCGACCGGACUACGCUAGAUAUCACUGUGCCAAUACAGUCUACCUGUCGCUUUUGGGUUUCUACGACAACACGAUCUGGCACCGCAUUAUUCCUCAAUUUAUGGGUCAAUUUGGAGACCCCACUGGUACCGGCGGAGGCUCUCCAGGCUACAGAUACUCGGGCGAGUUCAACAAGUCACCCGAAGCCAAGCACGACGGCCGAGGGGUUCUCUCCACAGCCAACGCAGGCCCAGGGACCGAUGGGAGUCAGGUGUUUGUACUAUUCGCGGAGGCCAGACAUCUGAAUGGGAAACAUACCGUGUUCGGGCGUAUGGUGAGCGGCGAUGAUACACUAGACAAGAUUGAGAAGGUCGGAUCACGCUCUGGCGCGCCUUCGAAAGAAGUGCUUCUCGAAAAGGCGUGGAUCAGUGUCGAGCUCCCGUACUAA